Monosiga brevicollis MX1 is the source of this 1134-nucleotide messenger RNA. RefSeq lists its product as uncharacterized. The record is from RefSeq and is a predicted model, not a curated record. Gene Ontology annotation, molecular function: zinc ion binding; porphobilinogen synthase activity. The transcript has 8 exons. Gene Ontology annotation, cellular component: cytosol. Gene Ontology annotation, biological process: heme biosynthetic process. The coding region runs from base 1 to 1134 and encodes 377 amino acids. Lineage: Eukaryota; Choanoflagellata; Craspedida; Salpingoecidae.
AUGGCAGCGGAAGUGCCAGAGCCGCGGGUCGAGUUCCCACUGCAGGGUGGUUACCACAACCCGACGCUGCGCGCGUGGCAUGCAACGAGUGCGCAGCUGGCCAAGGAGCAUUUGAUGUAUCCCGUCUUUGUGAGUGACCAUGAGAAUUCUGAUCACGUCGAAGCGAUUGGCAGUUUGCCCGAGCAAAACCGCUACGGCUACAAUGCUGUGGUUAAGGCGCUCGAGCCUUUGGUUCAGAAGGGACUAGCUUCUGUACUUCUCUUUGGCGUCGUUGACCGCAAGGACGUGCGAGGGGCCACGGCUGAUGACAGCGACAAUCCGGUGGUCAAGGUGCUGCCCCUCCUCAAAGCUGCCUUCCCUCAACUGACAGUGGCCUGCGAUGUGUGUUUGUGUCCCUACACGGACCAUGGCCAUUGUGGCAUCUUCAUGGACACACAGCCAGAGAAUGAGAGCCAGCAGCGCUUUGACCCCGUCGCCAGUGCCAAGCGGAUUGCGGAAAUUGCCGUGGCCUAUGCAGAGGCAGGGUGCGACAUUGUUGCGCCCUCAGACAUGAUGGACGGCCGUAUUCAAGCCAUCGAUGCCGGUCUUAAAGCCAAAGGCCUGCGCAACCGUGUGGCCAUCAUGAGCUACAGCGCCAAGUUCUGCUCGUGCUUCUACGGCCCUUUCCGCUCCCGCAAGCACUCACGGGCUUGGUCCACUCAUGAAACAUACAGCGAUGCCGCAAAGUCAGCGCCCAAGACGGCCCCUGCAGAUCAAGCCGAGCCCGCUACCAAGGUUGCCCGGCGUCUCGUAACCCCCAAGGGCCGUCACAACUAUCAGUUGCCCCCUGGCAGCAGCGGUCUUGCCGCCCGUGCCAACGAGAUUAGCGUCCGCGAGGGUGCUGACAUGCUCAUGGUCAAGCCUGGUAUCGCUUACCUGGACGUACUGCGAGACACCAAGCGUCUGCACCCAUACCAUCCGCUGGCGGUGUAUCAAGUUUCUGGCGAAUACGCCAUGCUUUGGCAUGGUGCUGCUCAGGGCGCCGUUGACCUGCGUGAGGGGGUGCUCGAGUCCAUGACGGCCUUCCGCCGCGCGGGGGCCGACAUCAUCAUCACGUAUUACGCGCCACGUCUCCUCCAGUGGCUGGACGAGUGA